AUGUCGUCUCAAUACAGCUGCAUGAAGUGUCAGACCGACAGUCACAGUUACCUGUACUGCCCUGAAGUGACAUGUACCGAGUGCCACACUCAAGGUCACCACCACUAUGUCUGUCCGAAGUUAAGCAGUCAAGAUAAGCAGAAGACUCCCCAGGGCCCAUGUUACAACUGCCAAGUCGUGGGUCAUUUCGCUGCAGAUUGCCCAGAACCCAGUCAAAAGAAAACUUCAGCAGCGCCGUCCAUGUCGACACCAGUGACACCAGUGACACAAGUGACACAAGUGCUUCAUCUCAUAGAAGCCAUGCAUAUCGAUGUCCGUGCUCUAAAAGAAUGCAUCGCACAACUCCAUGUAGGCAUCACACCACAUCUAGGGAAAAGAAAACGGGACAGAAGCCCCUCAAGAAAGCACCUUUCAAAGCGCCGACGACGUCAUCAGUCUGAGGAGGAGGAGGAGGUGGAGAAUGAAGAAGAUAGAUUAUCUGAGCAAAGUGACUAA
Molecule: messenger RNA, 495 nt
Organism: Haliotis rufescens (red abalone)
Lineage: Eukaryota; Metazoa; Mollusca; Gastropoda; Lepetellida; Haliotidae
Product: protein air1-like
Exons: 1
Coding region: 1-495 (164 amino acids)
Molecular function (GO): zinc ion binding; nucleic acid binding
Source: RefSeq, a predicted model, not a curated record